Messenger RNA from Pneumocystis carinii B80, 2415 nucleotides. RefSeq lists its product as hypothetical. Gene Ontology annotation, biological process: protein dephosphorylation; DNA damage response. The coding region runs from base 1 to 2415 and encodes 804 amino acids. The record is from RefSeq and is a predicted model, not a curated record. Lineage: Eukaryota; Fungi; Ascomycota; Pneumocystomycetes; Pneumocystales; Pneumocystaceae. Gene Ontology annotation, cellular component: nucleoplasm; protein phosphatase 4 complex. The transcript is spliced from 14 exons. Gene Ontology annotation, molecular function: protein phosphatase activator activity.
AUGGAAGAACAGGAGGGCAAUAUAGGAGAGAAUAGAGCCCUUAAAGACGUUAAAGUUCCACAAAAUGCCCGUCGGGUAAAGGUAUAUGAGAUGCGGGGUGAAAAUUGGCAUGAUUGUGGUACUGGAUAUUGUACGGGGAUAAUUGAUAAAGAGACAGAUGGGUAUUUUGUGGUAAAAUCAGAGGCGGAUGAAGAACAGGUGUUAUUAAAGAGUAAAAUUAUGCGAGAGGACUUGUAUCAGAUACAGCAGAAGACGUUGAUCGUUUGGCAAGAAUUAGAUGGGACGGAUAUUGCGUUAAGCUUUCAAGAAGCAGAAGGAUGUGAUGAAAUUUGGAACUUUUUAAACGAUGUUAGAAAAGCACUUAGUCUUGCAUAUGAAGUUUUAAAACCGACGAGUACAGAAUCGUUAAAUGAUCAAGUGGAUGAAUUUUUUUCUGAUGAUGUAGUUGAACAAAAUGCAUCGAGUCCUAUACAUUUACCCGUUCCUGAACUACGUAAUCUUGCUGAAAUUGAGGCGUUAAUUUUAAAAGCGAAUCAAACAGUUUUGGGGAAAGAAAAUUUGGCAAAAUUUGUUUUGAAUGAAAAUUAUAUAAUGCAGCUCGUUUUGCUUCUGGAUGUUUGUGAGGAUUUGGAGAUUUUGAAUGACUUACAUCUAUUAUGUUCUAUUAUGAAAAAUAUAAUAUUGAUUGAUGAUGCUGCUGUUAUUGAAUACAUUUUGAGAGAUGAUAUUAUUUUGGGUGUUGUAGGUAUUCUUGAAUAUGAUCCUGAUUUUAGUAAUCAUAAGGCGAAUUAUCGCGAAUACUUGUCUGAUGCAUCGAAAUUUAAACAAGUCGUAGAUAUUAAAAAUCCUGAGAUACGAAAUAAAAUUCAUCAAACCUUUCGUUUACAAUAUUUAAAAGAUGUAGUCCUUGCUAGGAUUAUUGAUGAUUUAACAUUUUCUAUCCUUAAUACACUUAUAUUCUUUAAUCAAGUAGAUAUUAUACAACAUAUUCAACAUAAUAAUGAAUUUCUUGAAGAACUUUUUGGGCUUUUUAAAGAUGAUUCCAUUGAGCUAAGCCGUAAGCUGGAUGCCGUUGUUUUUAUUCAACAAGUUUGUAAUGUUGCGAAAACGCUUCAAAACCCUUCGCGUGUAUCGUUGUAUACAACGUUUGUAGAAAAUGGUUUAUUCGAUGUCGUUCUUUUUGCACUUUGUUCUCAACCUUUGAUAUGUAUAGCUGGAGCCGAAAUAUUGAUGGCCAUUAUCGAGCAUGAUCCUGGGUAUUUACGAUCUUUCAUUUUAAAUCAGAUUGAUAAGGAUAAUGAUAAAUCACUUUUAAACGUUUUAAUUAACUUACUUCAUGAUGAAACUGAUCUUGGCAUUAAAGCUCAAAUCUUUGAAGCUAUUAGAAUUUUGAUGGACCCUAGUUCUGUUUCUUCUAAUACAGUUUUGAAAUUAAACGAGUCUACACAAAAAUCUAAUGAUUCAGAUACUGAUAAAUUUUUACAGUUAUUUUAUGAUAAAUCUGCCAAGCUCUUAUUUAAACCUAUUUCAAAUCUAGAUUCAUCAAUAAAAGAAUUCAACUUGAUAUCAUCUGCAUUAUUGGUGCAUUUAUGUGAACUCUUAUGUUUUUUUGUUAAAGUGCACUCGUUUCGUAGCAAGUUUUUCAUUUUAUCAUCUAAUAUUUCGUGCAAGAUAGCUUUUUUAUUUACAUUUCCUCAAAAAUAUAUACGUCUUGCAUCAUUACGAUAUUUUAGGACCUGCAUUGGUCUUAAUGAUGAAUUUUAUAGUCGUCAUUUUAUUAAAAAUAAUUUAUUUAGUUAUGUUCUUACGGUUUAUAUGGAGACCAAUCGUUAUGAUAAUCUUUUAAGUUCUGCUUGUCUUGAGUUUUUUGAUGUUAUAAGAAAAGAGAAUAUGAAAAGUAUUGUUAAUCAUUUGAUUGAAAGUAAUUAUGAUAAAAUUAAAAGUUUGAAUGAUAUUCCUGUUUUUGAUCAACUUAUUAAAAAAUAUGAACAAUACCAUGAUAAAUCAUAUGAAUUGGAAAGUGUUAAAAAUGAAGAUACUAAACAUACUCCUGGUCGAUGGGCAGAAACAGAAACACUUGAUAUUGAAGAAGAGAAUUAUUUUAAUACAUCUGAUGACGAUGAUAAUGUUGAUUUAGAAAAGGGUGAAACUUCCAUAAUGAAGAAACUUGUAGAUUAUCCUGACGAUGAUAUUGAAGUAUAUGAGAAGACAGAUUUAAAUAUCUAUUAUGAUAAAAGUAUGGAUUCUUCGAUUUCUUUUGAUAAAAUAACUGAGAAACGUUAUCGAGAUGAUGAUGAUUUUGAACUAUUAACUCGUGUAAAACGAAAUUCUACCUCUGAUAUAAAGUCUACAUCUCAAUCUAGUCCAAAAAAAAUUUCUAUUUCUAUUGGAAAUUUAGGAAAGACAAAUUGUUAA